This is a messenger RNA of Hermetia illucens (black soldier fly), 707 nucleotides long. Its product is annotated as general odorant-binding protein 19d-like. Gene Ontology annotation, molecular function: odorant binding. The transcript is spliced from 5 exons. Gene Ontology annotation, biological process: sensory perception of smell. Lineage: Eukaryota; Metazoa; Arthropoda; Insecta; Diptera; Stratiomyidae. The record is from RefSeq and is a predicted model, not a curated record. The coding region runs from base 97 to 522 and encodes 141 amino acids.
UUUUUGAUAUCGAUAUUAGUUACAAAGUUCUAUUGAAUACAAUAGUUUAAAUCAAGUUUUGUUAAACUCUGUUAAAUUGCUACAUAUUCUUUAAAAAUGAAUCGUUUUGCAAGUGUUUUCGUUAUUGUUGCCGCGUUGGCUGCUUUGUCUCAGGCUGAUGUAAAUGAUCCACGCCUGAAGGCCUCCCUUGAAAAGUGCAUUGGUUCAGAAAAGGCUUCGCCUGCUGAUGUAGAAGCCUUGAAAGCCCAUUCUUCAGACCUAUCCAGAGAAGCCCAAUGUGUUAUGGCUUGCGUAAUGAAGGAGUUCAAACUUCUUGGCGACGAUGGAAAAAUCAAUCGAGAUGUCUACAUGGCAGAAGCUGAAGAAAUGGCCAAAGGUGAUGCCGGUGCCAUCAAGCAAGCUACGGAAAUGUAUGACAUUUGCUCUGCCAAGACUGUUGCUGACAACUGUGAAUCUGCCAAUAAUUUCGGGCAAUGUAUAAAAAAUGAAAUGAUUGCAAGGAAUAUCCCACUUGAUAUGUAAACUCCGUGGCGACUGGAUGGCAUGGACGGUUAUGUGACACAUGAAAUCGAACCAAAGGAUUAUGCUAAGAUGUGAAAUUAAAGCCUGAACAGCGUUCAUUAGAUAGAUUUUAAGUUAGCUUUCAUUAUUGUAGUUUAGAUAGCAAGGAAAAUGUUCAAUAAAUAAAUGUUUAUUUGUCAUUGCAA